Cynoglossus semilaevis (tongue sole) is the source of this 2681-nucleotide messenger RNA. RefSeq names its product solute carrier family 16 member 13 (gene slc16a13). Lineage: Eukaryota; Metazoa; Chordata; Actinopteri; Pleuronectiformes; Cynoglossidae. Bases 222 to 1616 code for a protein of 464 amino acids. Gene Ontology annotation, biological process: monocarboxylic acid transport; transmembrane transport. Gene Ontology annotation, molecular function: monocarboxylic acid transmembrane transporter activity. The record is from RefSeq and is a predicted model, not a curated record. The transcript has 6 exons.
AGUUCAGCUUCAGGUUAUUUAGUCUCACAUACUGACCUGACGGUUGAGCAGCUCUGUAACACCAGCAAGGCAUAAAAUCUUUACUGGCCUGUGGAAGUUAAUGAUUAUAGUGUUUGACAGCGACAGAGAAGAUCUGAAAAUAGUCCUGCUCUGCUGCUGAAGAAGAGCAGAGAGCGCUUUCACUUCUAUUUUGUGUCAGUGUACUCCAGGCCUUCUUUGACAUGGCCGACCAGGAGCCCAAAGCCAAGCGCUGCAGCAGUAAAGCUGAGGGCUCAGAAGGAGACUGGAGCUGGGUGCUGGUGACUGCCAUGUUCGUCAGCACGGGCCUGGUGUUCGGACUGAUGAGGAGCCUGGGCGUCUUCUUCGUGGAAUUCGUUCAUUACUUUGAGGAGAGCGCUCAGGCCAUCUCCUGGAUCUCCUCAAUAGGCCUGGCAGCUCAGCAGUUCUUCAGUCCUCUGGGUACAGCUCUGUGUAAUGCAUAUGAAACACGGUGGGUGGUGAUGACUGGAGGCUUCCUGGCUGGACUGGGCCUCAUGCUGGCCUCACAGGCCACCUGCCUCCUCCACCUGUAUCUCACCAUGGGUGUCAUUUCAGGUGUGGGCUGGGGGCUGGUCUUCACUCCUAUGAUGGCCACAGUCACUGCCAACAUCAUUAAGCGCCGUGCCUUAGCACUGGGAGUGGGACUCUCCAGCGUUGGCAUUUUCUCCUUCUCUUUCAACCCUUUCUUUCAGUUUCUGGUGGAGACAUACACCUGGAGAGGGGCCUUGCUGAUUCUCGGGGGCCUCAGCCUUAACAUUGUGGCCUGUGGGGCCAUCAUCCCUCUGAGAAGACGCCCUAAGUCUUUAGAAAAGGUGGAGCAGAAGGUCAAUGCCAAGGGCAGGUCUUCGUGUUCUACGAUCCUCAAACAAGCCUCCACCUACCUGGAGCUUUCACUGCUCUUGGAAAGGCCUUAUCUCACCUAUGUCGCCGCUGUCAGUUUUGUGAACUUUGGUUACUUUGUGCCAUACUUCCACCUGGUGGCCCUCAGCCGCCACGCUGGUUUCUCUGACUAUCAAGCUGCAUUUGUCAUGUCAGCCACGGGAGUGGCAGACAUCCUCGCCCGUGUGAUGUCAGGCUGGUUCUCCGACCUGGGACGCUUUCGGCAGAUCCAUUUGCUGAGCCUGUGGGUCACACUGGCGGGAGUGUUCAUCAUGUUCCUGCCUGUGAGCUCACUGUCUGGUUCUUAUGUUGCACUCUUGGUUGUUAGCCUCUUCUACGGCUUCUGUGCCGGGGCUUUGACCUGUGUGUGCUUCUCCGUGGUGCCAAUGAUAGUGGGCGUGGAGCGAGUGAUGGGGGCCAUGGGGCUGCUGCAGCUCAUCGAGAGCGGCGCCGGCCUGCUGGGGACUCCUCUGUCAGGAUGGCUCAAGGACAUCACAGGCAACUACACUGCCUCUUUCAUGGUAACAGGCAGUUUUCUCAUUUUUGGGACUCUGACUUUGGCCACUCUUCCUCACUACUUCUCCUGUAGAGAUCCUCCACCCGUGCAAAGACAUUCCCAUAAUGGCAAGAAUGUGACCUCAUGUUCAGAGUUGGAGCAGCUCCGUAAUGCUAACACAAGUAAUGGAGGAGCUUUAUGACCUGGCUGCAGAAGCCUGAAUAGAGUGUUGGUUCAGAGAUCAUCACCUCCUUUAAGUCUACAAUUGCACAAAGAAAUGCAGAGUUGCUGCAUGUUCAAAUGAUACCUCAGUGACUCAGACCAAAAAGGCCUCUCUCCUUGUGCUUGGAAAUUAUUCCUUUUUUUCUCUGCACACACAUGAAGUUAGCACAACAGGAUUGUAGGCAAGAGAGGAAAAUGCAAUUAUUUUACCUGUCAAGACCAGUAUAUAUUUUAAUAUGUACACUUGUAUGUUUUUUUUUACCUUAAUUUCAGGCACAGAUCAUUUUAAUGAAUCACAUUUUAUCGACCAUGAAAACAUGGCCGUGAAUACUACAGUGUCAAACUGAUGGACAUGAACCCUGACACUGGAUAUCAGGCUUUUCUGAUUACCUAAUCUGAAUACAGGACAGAUCACAGUGAACCUUAAUCUAACAGCCAGGACUCGACAAUACGGACCAAAGAUCAUAUUAUCUCUAUAUUUUUCUACUAGUGACUCAACUGAAGGUAAAAUCAUGUUCAUAAUGGCCAGUUAAAGUCUAACUUGCCCCAUUGACAUACAAAAAGAAACAUUUUAGGAAAUAAACACUAUUUUGGAGGACUGAGUGCCAAGAUUAAAUAAAUUAAUACAUCAUGAAAUAAUGACUGAAAUAUUAAUGUCAUUAAAUAAUUUUAAUUGAGGAUUAUAAUUAUUGAUUUUAUUACAUUUUGUUACUAUCAGUCAUAGUUCAUAAAUUAAUGUUAUCUGUCAAACUUACCCAUCAUAGUCAGUGUGCGGGGCUAAGGCUAAUAUAGUCUUAUCCAUUGGUCUGAAGUAGCAUUCCUGGAGAAACAUGAUAGAGGACUAUCAUGAACUUGGGAAUAUGAGACAUUUUAGACGUAGCAGAGGCUGUGGAAGACAGACCUGCCAAACCCACAGCAUGUAGCAAAUAUAGCACCUCAACACCAGUAUGUCUUAAAGCAAUAUGGGUACAUUCUUAAUAUUUAUCUCCAACAGUUCAUUCAAAUGCUGCACAUGAGGAAAUAAACACAAGAUCUAAUUCUCUAA